Messenger RNA from Dentiscutata erythropus, 939 nucleotides. NCBI's taxonomy places the organism in Eukaryota, Fungi, Glomeromycota, Glomeromycetes, Diversisporales, Gigasporaceae. The record is from the annotation of a GenBank genome assembly.
AUGCCCGGACGAAUUCUGUUCCGUUAUUCUCGUGAAGAGGUUUCCAAGCACAAUACCCAGAAGAAACUUUGGGUCAUCCACAACAACAAAGUUUAUGAUUUAACAGAAUUCGCACUCGACCAUCCCGGUGGUGCUGAAAUACUUUUGGAAUGGGGUGGACAAGAUGUUACUAAAAUUAUGACCGACCCCACUUUACACGAACAUACUAAGAGCGCAUAUGAAUUGUUGGCAGAUUCAUGUAUUGGAGAAGUGGUUGACAAUACUGUUGCUUCAACUACACAAAGUAAGGAUGUGGGCACUAUAUUCGACGAACGAACAAUUGAUAAAUUUCGACCUGAAACGACAGAUAUAAAGUCCGACCUUAACGAAAAAUUCUUAAACCUUAAUAAGCCCUUAUUUGCACAAAUGUUCAAUUGCAAUUUCAGCAAAGAAUUCUAUCUUAAACAAAUUCAUCAGCCACGCCAUCUCCCUUAUUCGGCUAGAUUAUUUGCGAAUCCAAUGUUAGAAUUGUUAACAAAGACACCUUGGUAUGCAAUUCCCAUCCUUUGGUUUCCAGUAAUUUCGUAUUAUUUAUAUACGGCAUCAGGAAGUUUGGGUUCGCGGACCAUUAUCGUAUUAUUCCUUUUCGGUAUUGGAAUUUGGACUUUAUUAGAAUAUACACUUCAUAGAUUUUUAUUUCACGUCGACACUAUACUACCUGAUCAUCCCUACGCACUUUCUGUGCAUUUUGCUCUACAUGGUAUUCAUCACUAUUUACCGAUGGACAGACUUCGUCUUGUAAUGCCACCGAUACUUGGUGCUUCCAUCGCCUACCCGAUCAUUCAACUUGGAUAUAUUAUUUUCCCUGAAAAUAUUGCAUGUGCUUUAAUUGCUGGUGCAAUAUUUGGUUAUCCAGCACUUGAGGGAGAUGAAGACAUAUCACCUAGCUCACCAUUAUAA